Messenger RNA from Trichomycterus rosablanca, 3806 nucleotides. RefSeq names its product trophinin associated protein (gene troap). Bases 91 to 2340 code for a protein of 749 amino acids. The record is from RefSeq and is a predicted model, not a curated record. The transcript has 18 exons. Lineage: Eukaryota; Metazoa; Chordata; Actinopteri; Siluriformes; Trichomycteridae.
AGCGAGUUCAGCGCUUUGUGCGGGUCUGUGACUAAACUGAAUUAUUCAGAUUUUACUCUUCAUGUGAACUGCCCUUGAAUUCCUCUUUAAAUGGCCUCCUCUUCAAGCCUGCAUCCAAAAAGCAACAACCAUAGAGAACACACAGGAGUUUUAAAACCUCAGGAACAAAAUAAAGUUUCUGAACAUGUAAGGACCAAAAUUCACAAGACUAACACACAACUGUGUAAAAAAGAUGUUGAGAACCAGGAUCCAAAUGCAGCCAAGCCAACAAAAGGAGGCAGUAAAAUGUUGGGUGUCAGCAGGCUUCCAGUACUUGCAAAAUCACUGCACUCAGCUGGACCAGACACCUCCGAGGAAACAGGGCAUAAGAAAUGGGAAGAGAGGCCACUGCUGGGUAAAGUUCAGAAGAAGAAGAUGUGCACCAAACCCGUUCCUUUCAACUUUUCUCAGCCUCGGAUUCGCAACCAAAAGAGCACCGAAGCUCCUUCUGAAACAGCAAGGGACUCUGGAAUAACUUUAACCCAUUUGGCUCAACAGUUGACAGGCAAAACGCCAAACAAGCACCGAUUACAAACUUCUGCAAAGCAUUCCAGAAAUCCAGAAGGACGUAAUAUAGCUUUAAGUUUAAAGUGUCACACGUUUGCAGGAUCCAAACUUAAAAAUGCUAAUGCAGAUGAAGAGCUGUUAUCUAAUAAAGUAGCACCAUCAGUUCAGAGAGACUUGAGAACACAAUUGGAUACUGAAACUGAUGGAGCUGACCAUAAAGCAGACUAUCCUCCAAUCAACAAGGGCAGGAUUCAGACUCUAGUAUCUGCUCGGUGUACAACAGAAUUGAACAGUGCUGUAACUCAGACUCCACGUCCUUUCAUCUGCCCCUCUGGAUCUGGUUCCUCUGUUUACCUGCCUGAGAGAGUCUCUGUGAAGAAGAAGGGCUGUCGUAGAGCUGAAGCUGUAUCAGAAAAGACGGUUCUGUUCUCCCCUGACCCGUCAGCUCUCUCUAGUAUUCUUCUAAACGAGGGUGUUAAAGUAGGGGGUACUGAUGGAGCAACACCGAGAGGAUCUAUCUGCCCCUCUGGUAGAGGAGUUUCCAUUUAUUCUGCUCAAAGAGUCCCCAUCAAAAGGCCUCAGACACACACAGCAGCAGCCGCAGCACGACCUGCUGGUGCUGAGCCGUUCUCCCCUGACCCCUCAGCCCUUCGAAGUAUUCUGCUGAAUGAGGGUGUUAAAGCAGGAGCUGUUACAACACCCCGAUGUUCUGUCGCUCCCUCUGGAAGAAAAACCUCUAUUUACUCUGCUCAGAGGGUUCCUGUUAAAAAGACUCAGACAGAAGCUGUGACAUUUGGAGGUACUGUGCCGUUCUCUCCCGACCCAGUAGCGCUCAGUAGCAUUUUGCUGAACGAGGGUGUAAAAGUUGGGGGUCCCACUGGAACAACACCUCGAGUAUCUGUCUGCCCCUCGCGGAGAGGAACCUCCAUCUAUUCUGCUCAAAGAGUACCGGUUAGAAAACCCAGAGCAGAAGAGGCAGGACGGACUGGUGCCAGCCAAACUCCCACCCUAAAGGGCACACCACAGCGGGUACCUUUAUCCCAGUCCCAGUCUGUGAGAAGGCUGAUCUCCAGACAUAAGACUCCUCUUGUCAGUGAAUCUCCUGGAUUUAGUAAAACUCAAGCACCCAACACAGACGGCUCUGCCAAGCAGGAAGAGGAUGUGGUUCAGAGGUUAUUUCAGGAGGAGCAAGAGUGUGAAAACGAACAGAUGCAGAAAGAAGGAGAAGAUGUUUCUCCAUGUCACUUGCUGCAGCAUCAUCAACCUACUGAAACUGGUCGGAAGCUUGAGGACAGCAUGGACCAGUGCCGUUUAGAAGAAGAGAACAAGCCUCCAGCAGCUCAGCCCUUCAUUCAGGCUCCACAUCGACAGUCAGUCAUUGUGUUCGGUGCGAGGGCUCAGAUGCCACAGGAUACAGGACAGACACAGCCAUGUGUAGCACAGAGUGGUGAUUCUGCACCGCUGGUACAAACAGUUGGAUCACAGGGGGAUCUAAAGUCAGACCAGAAUAAAGUGUUGUCCCCCGGUGGGUUAUGCAAGACAAAAGCAGCUUCUAGCCUCAGCAUGGCGGCUUGUGUUUUAAGACGACGUCUGCCACCUUUAGAGGAGUUGUUUCUGGAUGAUGAAUGCGCAACGUACACUUCCCGUCAGCAGUUCUGGCCGGCUCAGCCUCGCUGUAUCAACCCUGUAGCGUCCUUACUCCUCUUUCAAGAUUCCACCUGCUUUGUGCCCAUUAGCUGGACGUCUUCAAGCCUUGGCCCCGUUUCCCACCUCUCAUCACCAAUCAGAGCCUGAUGACUGAAACCAACCACCGGAUUGUAUUUGUAACUCUUUAGCUGGUUAGGUUUGCACUAGCCAGGGUAAACUUAAUCUGAACCUGGUUUAACUGCCGAUACUUUUCACCAGUCUGAACAGUGUUAUAGUAUUAUUAGAAGAAGUUUGUUUAUCACUGACCUAUGCAAGUAGAAUUAUUCCUGCAGGAGGUAAAAAGUUACUGUGAUUAAUCCAACGUCUAACAACCUGCUUCUCAGCUUCAGUUAUAAUUACCAAAGUGACUCGUUCUUAUUAUGAAAUAAGUUCCUGACAUUUUCCAAAGCUUUACUGACUGUCCCCCUUUUAUAUUAAGAUCUGUGCUGUAGUAUUAAUACAAACCUCAGUUUCAAAAUAGUUGAAAACAUUGUGAAAAUGCAAGUAAAAGCAGAAAGCAUGAGUCUAUACCAUUUCUUUCACCUGUUUUAACUUGAAAACCGUAAAAAAGCACAUUAUUUCUUUAUAAUUCUUAACUGAAUGCCUGCAGUACCUCUAAUAACACUGGAACGGGAGCACAAGGCUUUGUUGUUGUAUUUUGCACUUUUUUUGCAUGUUUUUUAGUGGGGGGCAAGUUCAUCUAGCACCUGCACUCUGUUUAUGUAGCCAUGACUGCACAAUGUGAUCUGGCCUUGUCAUGCUGAAACUAAAAAGCAGCACAUAAUGCUCCGAAAUGUGCAGAGAUAUUAUAUUGUUAAAGGUGCGUUCAUGUGUGUGGGGUUGUAUUGGUAAACAAACCAUGAAAACCAACCACCAUCAUGGCUUUUAAUCUUUACACUGGUGACUGAUUCUGGAACCUUGAACCUGGAAAGCACAACAUACGUGAUGAACAUACAACUUAGUUUUCUCAGGUCGUUUUCUCAGAUGAUGAUGCAACUUUCCUCAGGGGUAUGCCAUCACAGAAUCAUGCCUGGUUUUAAUGCAGUUUCAUCUGAGAGAACAAAAGUCACAGGUAUUAAAAUGGCACAGCUAUCUCUCUGGGUAAUUUACAUCUUUUGAUGAUGUUAUGCACUGUUGUAAUCGCUCAAUAAAAAAUCAAACCUGUUGGGUUAUUUAUUGCUGCGUUUUCUUGGUGAAGGGCCGAGCAAGCCAUGCUUGAUUAUUAAAGUCUAGACUUUUCCUUGCAAUGUUCUGUUGAUACUCUGUCAAUAAUGUUGCAGGUAUCUGAUUAUUUGCAUUUUACACACUGUUGCACCUUUUCUGGAAUUGAGGUUUGGAUUUUUAAAAAUAAUAAUUGCAGGGCGGCUUUGUACGUGCAGUUUAAUCAAACACUACAGAUGCAGAAGCUUUAGCUGAGUUUAAUGACUGGUUAAAUUAAGGAUCUUUGUAUGCCAUGCCACCCCUACAUCAUGUACACUAUCUGCCAGUGUUUAUUAGAUUCAGUAUCUAAAUCACUGAUGUUAUCUUUGUACUAUAUUGUUUAUAUUUAAAAUAAAUGUUGAGCAGCCCUUUCA